GGGAAGCUUUUGGUGCUUCCUGGGAACCAGAGCGUCAAUUAGAGGGUACCUUUCUCAAUCGGGAAUUACUAGAAACUUUGCGUUCCGAGAAGCCAUUGUCUGAUAGCUUAGUUAUGGAUGAUGUUCAUUCCAUCCCUAGCCGUACGACCAUCGAGGCUCCCCUCAGUGGUCUAUACAAGAACGUUUUCAAGGAAAAAAAGGGUAGCCGUGAUGGUCCUCUGGCUACAUGAUGGAAUCAUGGACGGGAUUCAUAUUAGUGGUAGAAGUUUUUGACGAUAGGGGUUGCUAUGGCGGUAUUCAGAACGAUUGGAGUAGGAUCUUUGACCGAUACGG
Molecule: messenger RNA, 333 nt
Organism: Amoebophrya sp. A25
Lineage: Eukaryota; Dinophyceae; Syndiniales; Amoebophryaceae
Source: the annotation of a GenBank genome assembly